Messenger RNA from Oikopleura dioica, 2079 nucleotides. The record is from the annotation of a GenBank genome assembly. Lineage: Eukaryota; Metazoa; Chordata; Appendicularia; Copelata; Oikopleuridae.
AUGUCAGAACAGUAUGGAGAUGGCUCGAUGAUGCCAGCCUUUGGACAAGAUUUCGGUCCACAAGGAGUUCACUUCGAAGAUCCGCAAUUGCAGCAAGACAAAGAUGUUAUUUCAAGCCACCCGUUAUUUCCCUUGCUACGAUUAAUCUUCCAAAAAUGCGAGCUCGCCACAGCCAACCCACGUGACUCGUCUGCAGGACCAGCUGAUGUCUGUUCUGCUGAGAGCUUUUCUGAGGACAUCUCCCGUUUUGCAUCUGAAUUCAAGAACGACCCGUCAAGACAAUGGUGCUACGACCCGAACUCCGAGAGCGACCAGCUGAUGGUGAUGGCCAUCGGCGUCCUCCGCCUCCACCUGCUCGAGCUCGAAAAGGUGCAUGAACUAUGUAGAAGCUUCACAGAUCGGUACAUACAGUGCUUGAAGACGAAAAUGCCGGUGGAAAUUGUUAUCGACGAUCGUGACUCGCCACCUUUGUCGAGUAACUUUGACGAGUUCUCAGUAAGUUUUGCCGGAUUGGGCUUCAGCCCCGCAGCGUCGGAUAAGCAAAUGUCCGAAGGUGAGCCCGGAAGUCCGAGGGCGAACAACUCCAGCAGCGCGAUGUCUCAAGACGGUUUUCCGAAAGGCAUCAGCUUAGAGAUUGAAGAAGUCGGUGGUGCUCCCGCCGACAUUGUCCACACCGAGAUCAUUUCCUACGAGAGAGCAGAGCUACCCAGGGAGUGCCAGCCGCGCGCUCCGCUGGGUAGUACGGCCCACAAACCCAGCCCAGAGAUGCUCCAGCCCUCCGAACACGCAUCCCCAGUACAGACUUUAAAGAUGGAACCGAUCCACCAGGUUCCAUCGUCGCUCCCUUCCACUCCAAUUUCAGUCUCACAGGCGGUCUCCACCUCAGCGGGGCCGUCUCCAUCAGUGAGUUCCUCGAUCUCUGGUCUCAGUGCUUCCUCUGGACUUAGUCCAUGGACUCACCACCCAGUUAUGAUCGAGGGAGUGGUCGGAUCCAUGAGCCAUCAUGACCAAAUUGACUUAAAUUUACACAGUCUUACUCCCCAAGCUCCUUCGUUGAGUGAGCUCGAGUCAAGCGGUUCCUCUUCUUCAAAGUACAUUCCUUUGCAGUCUCCAUCAGUAAAACUGGAGCACAUUGAGCACACUAAGCUCGAACCUGUGUCGGAGAACAACCGACUUGGCGUCUUCACUUCCGAUCCAAGCGAGUAUCCCUCAACUGUCGGCGACAUCGAUGGAAUUUCUACGCUGCACGCGACGUCACCUUCUCUUCUGACUACACCAUCUUUGGUCCAGUCUAUGUCCGGCCACCCGCCCAUCUCCUCAUCUACCUUGUCAACAUUGGAACCCUCUCCAUCAGCCUCAUCCCUGGCCACAAAAACACCACCACCAACCUCGAGCUCCGGCUCAGUAACGCACAGUUCAUCCAAUUCACGAAAAAGAGACUCUACCUCUGAUUCACAUGACACGCCAUCCAGCUCGUCAAAACGCGUCAAAAAAGAAGACAAAGAUGACAAAAAACCUCAACCUAAGAAACGAGGCAUCUUCCCCAAACAAGCAACUAACAUACUUCGAGCCUGGCUUUUCCAGAACCUGACUCAUCCAUACCCAUCUGAAGAACAGAAAAAGAACCUGAGCCAACAAACUGGACUCACGAUUCUCCAGGUUAACAAUUGGUUUAUCAACGCACGUCGUCGGAUUGUUCAACCCAUGAUCGAUUCCUCCAAUAGAGCAAUGGCGCCUUACACCACUGGUUCUUAUCCAUCUCCAGAUCCUUAUGGCCCAGGAAUGGGAGUAUUCCCUCAUCCGAUGCAUCCUGGACUUCAAGGAUUCGGAGGAGGAAUGGGCUCAGGCAUGGGUCUCCCACCACACUCACUUCCCGCAAUGCCUCCACCGCCGAUGCCUCCAAUUUCUCGCGAUGGUGGCAUGACGAACAUGUUCUCGGCCUUCGGCUCCGGCCAGCUCCCGAAUCAUCACUCGAUGCUUGGCGGCGGUGGCGGCCUGCACGGCAUCGGCAACCCCCAUGGCUACCCGUCGAUUCCAACACUGCCCCCAGAUCUCACCUCCCUCUCGAACAGCUGUUGA